Molecule: messenger RNA, 363 nt
Organism: Fraxinus pennsylvanica
Lineage: Eukaryota; Viridiplantae; Streptophyta; Magnoliopsida; Lamiales; Oleaceae
Source: the annotation of a GenBank genome assembly
AUGCAGACACCGACGGUUAGUUUCAAGAAGCCCAUCGGAAGUGUGAGUGUAUCUGGCCAUAAGUUUGUGGGAUGUCCAAUGCCAUGUAGUGUGCAGAUAAAAAAAGGGAAUUGGCGUCAUGCUAAAUCAACUGAGCAGUACAGUCGUUUGCGAGACCACAUGAUGAGGAGUUGCAGCUUGCUUGUGACAGUAAAUAUGGCACAUACAAUUGUGAUGUCGAAGGUCACCGUUGAGAAGCUGGAUUACUUUUUGAACAAACCAGUUAAAGGACGAUCAAUCUGGUAUAAAGACGAGAAAGUUCGGCAUCCUUGUCUUGCAGAAGAUACCGCAAGAGACAACUGCUCUUGCACACUUCAUAAGUAA